AAUUAAAAGUAUCUAGACGGUUGAAACAAUACGGUCCAUACGAAAUAGACAGAAGCAAACUUGCCUGGAAAAGCGUAGUGAAAGGAAAAGUGCAGUCAAGCACAAAUGACGUAUGACACGUUCUAUUAGCUGUCAUUUACCUCCCCAAGUAUGUAAUAGUGUCAAAUAUUUGACUGUUAGCUAGCUAACUAGCAACGCACACAAGAAGACAUUUUUGUGCUGCUACCUGCUACCUAUAAAUCUUCUGUGGUGAUGGCGACAGUCGGAGAACCUCGGUGGACAACAACCAUCAUCAUCAGCACGUCACUGCAGAAUCAUGAAACAGUCAGAAUGCUCACAGCUCAACAACACAGAAUCCGACUGUCAUACGGCGUUGAGCGUGGAUCCUUCAUUUUUCCUCUUGCUGGUGUUGCAUUCAUGCUGGUGGAGCCUCAGGAUGUGCCCUCAAACUUGGAAGAGUCGGGACUUAUUGAGCAGAUAAAAAAGUUUUCGCAGGUCCACCGGAAUUGCUUUGUGCUGCUGUAUGCUCCUUUCAAUGGCAAGAAGGAAGUGGACGCACUGUCUCUCAUUCAGCAAAGAUUCUUUGGCAGCACCCUCAGAAUCUUGCCAGUGCGAAACAGCACAGAGAUUCUCAAAGGAAUACUGACCAUAGCAAAGGCCACAAGCAAGCCUCAUGUAGACCGUAUCCGGGACCGUAUGACUCUGGCUCGGGCUCACAUCCUUGAAAGAAGCCCUGUGUGGGAGAUGCUAAGAAAGCUCAUGUAAGCUCCUGUGAGUCUUGAGGAUGUUGUUUCUUUUUUUUUUUUUUACACAAACAUUUGCACUUGUUUGGAGUUAAUUGUUUUCUUGGUCACACAAAUAAAUGUUUAGCUUGUUGGGAUCUUUUCCUCCAUUAUCUCCUCAGUGCGCACAAUGAGGCUCUCCAUCAGGUCGAAGGUCACUAGAGCGCUCUGCAGCACCUGAGAUAUAGGGCAAAGGUCAGAUGACUCUAUAGGACGGAGGCCCGAUAACGUGACAUACUGACUCAUAAUAGGGGUACCUGGUGCUGUGCCUCUGGGGUCAUCUUCAAUAAAUUCUCACGUUUGAUUGUCAUGCUUUUAAGAGAUCUGCCAGUAGACAUUCUGGCCUCUAGAGGGCAGCAAUAGCAAGCAGAAAGGAAGUGUUUUAUGGAAGUCACUAGUAUGGCGGAAAACCGUCCAAACGCUUCAAACACAAGAAAUGAUCCAAACACAUAAAAGGUGUAAAACAAAUGCAAAGGGGAAAUGCUGUAAAUUAAAAAAAGUGCCAUCACAUAAAGACUGCAAUAUUUAAAACAAAUGCAAAAGAAAAACACUGCAAAUUCCCUAAACAACUGCAUGAGAGAAAUGCUGCAAAUUGACAAAACAAAACGGAAGUUUGAAGAAAGUUGAAGGAUGAAACUUGACUUUUAUUUUUUAUUUACAUUUUUUCCUCCUUGUCCUGUCCAGUCAAUGGACAAAAAAACAAUAGUAUUGUUUAUCCAGAUGCCUUUACAUGCAGAUUUGUUCUGCCAGGGAAAAGUGUAAGAUGCUCUUCUCCUGUUACAUCGUUUUUAUCUGACUUUAUUUGAUGUUUUAUUGUAAAGCAAAUUUGGAGCAUCCAGACAGAAAUAGGAGUGUAUAGAGAAGAAAAGAAAAGGAGACAGAGGGGGGAGUGUGGGGACAAGAGACAGGAAAAUACAGAGAGAACAACAACAGAAACAAACAACAGGACUAAAUCAGAAAAUGUCUAUGACAGACAUAAGUCCAUAAUAGACAUAAUCAAAUAAUAUCAACAGCCACAGUGAUAAUACUGUAUUGAGACAGUAAUACUUAUUAGUGGUACCAGUGAUAAUGAAAAUAGUAGUCAUAAUAAUGAUAACAUUGGCAGUAACCGUUAGUAAUCCUAUUGCCGACAUCACCAUCACUAUAAUAAAAAUAAGAACAUGACAAUACACCAUGGAUAAAUCAGUGAGUUGUGUGGCAACGUAUGUUCUGUGAGUGUAUAUAUGUAUGCUUUUACAGGUAUCUCUGUAGGUGUGUAUGUAUGCAUCUCUAUAUUUAUGAACGUCUGCAUGUCUAUACUGUAUACAGGGUGUGUAUAUACUGUAUGUGCGCACGUGUGUGUAGGUGUAAUUGUCACUGAGAAUGUAUGACGGCUGAUCUUUAAAGAGGGAGAAUGAAAGUAUUUUUUGGUGUCUUUGCUAAACACUAGGUAUCAUUGUAAUGCUAACAUUAGCUACGUAAAUCAGCUGCGCUAUAAUAUUGUAAAAUAUUAUGGCCAAGUGUUUCACAAAGACAUAAAAAAAAAUUACCUUUUUAUUCCGUCUCUUCAAAAGUCAGCCAACUUUAUUCUCGCCAUCCCGCUCAUGUCUUUAAAGAUGGAGAUCCCCCAAGUCUGACUCCCCAUGGUAGCCUGGGUAACUCCUAUUUCGUUCUGUGAACUUGCAGCAUUCCUCUCAAGAAGUUGUUUUUGGGGGGUUUUGUGUGUUUUGGAGUUUGCAGCAUUUUUCUUUUGCAUUUGUUUUUUAUCCUGCAGCGGUGAUGUGAUUGCAGCAUUUUUAAUUUGCAGAACUUUCCUAUUGCAGGUGUUUUAUGGUGUUUGCAUGUUUUUAAUUUUGGAUCAUUUCUGUGUAUGUGUAGCAUUUUAUGUUGCUCCAGACAUAUGUGACAAAUAAUCAAAAAAAUCAGAGAAAAUAAGUUGCCAAUUUGCACUUUGUGUCACAAAUAUUGCAACACAUUGCACUCAAACUGUAUUGGAUCGACAAACAGUCGUGUUUGAAGCAAAUAUUCCUUGCUUACCUCUUGCUUGUCGCUUGUGAUCAUCUCUCAGCGCCUUCACCUCAGCCGUAUAAUAAGCUCUCGACAUACUGAUACACACACGCAACAUUUUUGUGUACGCCUCUCUCAUCCUGCUGAGUUGUUCCCACACGUCUGCCUGCAGAUAGGUAGGAGGAGGAGGACAUCAUUAUUACCUGCUAGAUGUGCGAGUAAGGUGUUGUUGUCCAUUGAACCUACAUUGCUGCUCAGCGGUUUGUCUCUGAUGAGAAGGUAGCGUAGGAGGUUCAGACUCUCCAUUAUCCUGGAUAGACAGAGCCAAGGUUCUGCUUUAAUGGUUCCAUUCAUGUUCAUACAGUUGAGUGAGACUAGAAAGCUAACAUAUUACAUAUUAUAGACACAUAUUAGACACACCAUAUCGCUGUUUAGGUUUAUCAUAAUGCUGCACACAGACUUACUUGUCCAUGUUGUGAAGCAGAUCAGUUUGUGCACCCUGAGGUAAAUUCAACACCAGCCCCAACAGCGAGAGAAGCUCUACCCCCACGAACCAUCCUGUGACGUUGCCCGACUAGAGCAUAAUAAUACCAUAAUAAUAAUCAGUUUUGAUUGACACUGUCAGAGAGGUAUCAGAGGUAACAGAUACUGAUGUAGCAAGAUAAGGUAACCAGUAUUAGAAACAGUUGACUUGCAAACUACAACUACUACAGGUUAGUUAGUGCAUCUUUUGUCUCACCUUCAUGGAGGAUUCUACUUCAUUUCGAAUGUUCCGCACAAUGUAACCUUCCACUCCAGGAUGGUUACUGGUUGUUAACAGGCAUCUGGAAUUACAAUAUAGACGAGUGAUGGGAAAAUGGAUUCCUUUUACUUACUCUAGUUCUUAUGAGUCACACACUCGAGUCAGUCAUGAUAAAGUGCAUGCACAGAAACUUGCACGUGCAACAACUUCCCACGCCAGUGAAGCACCCGUCACAGAGCACAUGCGCGGAAACUCACGCGUGCGCAGCAUGUUCACCAGUGGUGCUGUAGAUGCUCAAUGAGCACCCAUGAGUCAGUGAAACUCGAGUCUUCAUUGCGGACUCAAGAGUCAGUAAAACUCGAGGCUUUGUCGAGCAUCCGUGAGUUAGUGAAACUAGAGUUUUUGCUAAGUACACAUGAGUCAGUGAAACUCGAGUUUUCAUGGCGUACCUGUGAGUCAGUGAAACUCGAGUCUUUGUAGAGGAACCGUGAUGCAGCUCAGGCAGGAAAUGGGCUCCAGCACAUCACAGACUAUCGACAGCGGAGUAGCGUAGCCACGUCCAGCCAAACCACACUUCCAGAUGAGCUGAACGAGUUCUAUGCCCGCUUUGACACCCAAACUCCUGAUGAGCAGAGAGGGUGGCUGGACUUGGGGAGCACACAGGACUCACCUCUCAUGGUGACAUCAGCUGAUGUGCGCAGGGUUCUGAACAAAACAAACCCACGAAAAGCAGCAGGCCCAGACAACAUCUCAGGCCGUGCACUUCGGGUUUGCUCAUCAGAGCUAGCUGGUGUGCUUGCUGAUAUAUUUAACCUGUCGCUUGCACAAGCAUCUCUACCGACCUGCUUUAAGUCCACCACCAUAGUGCCCGUACCCAAGAAGAGCAACGUGACCUGCUUGAAUGACUAUCGCCCUAAAGCACUCACUCCUAUUGUAAUGAAGUGCUUUGAAAGAAUAGUCAUGACCCACAUCAAAAAGAGCAUCCCGGCAACUGCGGACCCUCUACAGUUUGCAUAUAGCCAGAACCGGUCCACGCAUGAUGCAGUCAACACUGCCAUCCACACAGCCCUUUCUCACCUACAGGGCCAGGACACAUACGUAUGUCAGAAUGCUAUUUAUAGACUAUAGCUCUGCUUUUAAUACAGUCAGCCCCCACAAACUCACAAAUAAGCUCCUCACACUUGGCCUGUCACCCUCCCUCUGUAACUGGGUGUUUAACUUUCUCACAGGCAGACCCCAGUCAGUCAGAGUCCACAAUCACACAUCCAGCUCAAGAAUUGUGAGCACUGGGACCCCACAGGGGUGUGUGCUGAGUCCGCUCCUCUACACGCUCUUCACCUACGAUUGCGUGGCCUCCCAGAACAACACCAGCAUAAUUAAAUUUGCGGAUGACACUACAGUCAUCGGCCUGAUCACUGGUGGUGUUGAAACGUCAUACAGAAGAGAGGUGGCGGACAUCAUAGCUUGGUGUCAUGAUAACAAUCUCCUUCUCAAUACAGAUAAGACCAAAGAGAUGAUCAUUGACCAAAGAACAAGGGAAAAGGAGCCGCAUAAACCCCUGUUUAUUAUGAGACUGAGGUGGAGAGGGUGAAAACCUUCAAGUUUCUUGGCACACACAUCAGCGAGGACCUCACCUGGUCUCACAACACCCAACAAAUUAUGAAGAAGUCCCAAAAGAGACUGUACUUCCUGAGGAGACUGAGGAAAUUUGGCAUGUCCACCAAAAUCCUCAGUUGCUUCUACAGAUGCACUAUCGAAAGUGUCCUUACCGCCUCUAUCAUUGUUUGGUUUUGUACAACACGUGAUAGAAAGGCAUACCAGCGGGUGAUCAAGACCUCACAGAACAUUGUUGGGGCAACCCUCCCCUCACUGCAAGACAUUUAUAAAUCUAGAGUCCUACGCAGAACACACAACCUCAUCAAGGACAGCACACAUCCACAACACUCAUUAUUCACACUCCUACCGUCAGGCAGACUCUACAGGAGUUUGAAGUCCAGGAUCACAAGACUGGCAAACAGCUUUUACCCACAGGCCAUCAGGCUUCUCAACGAAGCACUCACACACGCCGCACGCAACACACGCACACACUCAUAACACUUUAUUUAUUUAUUUAUUUAUUUGUAUUAAUUUCUGUUCUGUUGUUGUUGCUUAAUUUAUUGGUACAUAUGUUUCUUAUGUUCUUAUUCCUUUUCUUGUGUUUUCUUUCUUUUCUUGGGAGAAUGAACAGAAUAAGAAUUUCAUUGCAUAGUAUAACUGCCUGUUUUACUAUGCAUAUGACAAUAAAACUCUUGAAUCUUGAAAGCAGUUGAUUUGAGGCAAGGACUAGAUCUGUUGCUUUUUCCAUGGGGCUAAUUCAUUUAUGUAAAUGCAGUAGUGUAAUAACUAUACAAUUACUGACAUGUUACCUUGUAAGUGAAGAAGUUAACGGAGACGAGUACCCAUGAGCCCCAUGAGUUAGUAAAAAACGUACACGUUUCUAACCACUCCUUCAUACUCGCACAUCUCCAAUAUGGCCACAACCCAAACACAAGGGUCACUUAUGUGAGGUGUGUGUGUGUGAUAUUUUGUUUGUUAUUCCUUCCCUGCCCAUUGUCAAAGAAGUACAAAACAGUGUUAGAGAAAACUUCAUGGAACAGCUACGUUAAAAUGCCCUUGGUCUUACCUGAAGAACUUGUGCUUCGCUUCAGCUUCUAAUUUGUUGAUGAGAAGCUGUAAAACCUUCAGACCACUUUCUCUCUGUAGAAGCAGAGAUUUAUUAAUCAUUAUUACUCUUAGGAAGACAUGACUGCAGGCCAAUGGCUCAUUGUGUCCCAGAUGAAGCUGCUCACCAGAUGUUGCAUGGGACAGUCUGUCAGAACUUGCAGCAGGCUCUGGAAAAUGUUAAAGUUGUACUUCAAAUGCUACAUACAGUAUUACUUCAACAGCGUAAUCUCUAAAAUCCAAUGCCCCUAGAGCUGUUUUUUUUUUUUUUUUAGCUUUUUGUGUCUCUUUUCCAAAAGAAGG
Dunckerocampus dactyliophorus (ringed pipefish) is the source of this 6513-nucleotide messenger RNA. RefSeq names its product protein SPO16 homolog. The transcript has 5 exons. Bases 253 to 765 code for a protein of 170 amino acids. Lineage: Eukaryota; Metazoa; Chordata; Actinopteri; Syngnathiformes; Syngnathidae. The record is from RefSeq and is a predicted model, not a curated record. Gene Ontology annotation, biological process: synaptonemal complex assembly; reciprocal meiotic recombination. Gene Ontology annotation, cellular component: chromosome.